Molecule: messenger RNA, 652 nt
Organism: Hypomesus transpacificus
Lineage: Eukaryota; Metazoa; Chordata; Actinopteri; Osmeriformes; Osmeridae
Product: nucleoplasmin-like
Exons: 6
Coding region: 72-557 (161 amino acids)
Biological process (GO): chromatin remodeling
Cellular component (GO): nucleolus; nucleoplasm; cytoplasm
Molecular function (GO): chromatin binding; RNA binding; histone binding
Source: RefSeq, a predicted model, not a curated record
AUACAUUCUGAUGAUGUUUUUAGCCCUUGUGGAGCAUGACACGGAAACUAAUCCUGAAUCUGUCAUAAAACAUGUAUUUUAAACCUCCCUUUUGUUUCCGAGGCUGUGCUCCCAUGGACCUGUCUACCUUGUCGUCAGUCUCUGACAGCGUCUGCGUGCUCUGGGGCUGUGAGUUAAAGGAGACCCAGAAGACGGUUGUCUUUGACGUAGAGGAGGAUCUGCUGGAGCACCAGUUCUUCAUACGAACCAUCUGCUUGAGUGCUGAGGCCACUGUGGAGAUGCAUGUGGUGGAGGUUAACGACAGGGUGGGCGUCUGCUCCGACCUGGUGCCCAUCGCUACCCUGCACCCCCUGUGCCAGCCCAUGGUGAGCUUCAGUGGGUUUGAGCUCACGCCCCCAGUCACCUUCCAGCUUCGCUCUGGGCCUGGUCCUCUUUUCAUCACGGGACAGCACGUCACCUUGACGUUGGAAGACGAGGACGAGUUUGAGCCGAGGAACGUGUUAACCUGGAUGCAGCCCCAUGUGGCUGACAAAGACAUAGAACGGCUCUGGCUCUAGUCAUCACCCUCUGCAGGUCACAGAGGUCUCUAAACCUCCACGUUAUUAAGAAUUUGUUCAGCUGUCAUAUUAAAUGCACUUUGUGAUGCUAGUGC